Molecule: messenger RNA, 2676 nt
Organism: Ostertagia ostertagi
Lineage: Eukaryota; Metazoa; Nematoda; Chromadorea; Rhabditida; Trichostrongylidae
Source: the annotation of a GenBank genome assembly
AUGACGCUGGAGCGGGAGCGGAUUGAUAGGAUUUUGGAGGGCUUCGACCCUGUUGCUCAAGGGCUACCUGAGGACUUCAUUCUCACUAAGCUUACUGCAAUGAAAGGAUGCGGAUGUAAAGUUCCCAGAGCGAUUCUCAUGGAUCUUCUAAAAACUUUUGGAUCUGACGUUGUUAUCGACAGCGAUGGUGUCGGUAUCGGGCUUGAUAGCUGUGUGGUACCACUUCGACAUAAAGGAUUGAAUCUUGUUCAAACUACCGAUUUUUUCUAUCCGUUGGUUGAUGAUCCUUAUCUAAUGGGAAGAGUGACAUGCGCUAAUGUGCUGAGUGACCUGUAUGCGAUGGGCAUUGUCGACUGUGACAACAUGCUGAUGUUGCUCGGAGUUGCUGUGGAGCUCAGCGAGAAGGAACGCGACAUAAUCAUUUCUAUGUUCAUCAGAGGGUUUAAGGAUACUGCUGAUUCUGCCGAAACGAAAGUUCGUGGCGGCCAAACCGUCCGAUGUCCCUGGCUUCUACUUGGUGGAGUAGCAAGUAGUGUGGCAGCUGAUGAGGAAAUCAUCAAAGUUGAUCAAGCUCAGCCAGGAGACCUUUUAAUACUUACGAAACCAAUUGGUGGUCAGGUUGCUGUCAAUUCGUACGAAUGGUUGAAGAAGAAGAAUGGAAGAGUUGAAGAGCUAGGCCUUGACGAAAACAAAAUUGUUCGCGCUUUUCAACAGGUUACAGAGCAAAUGACAAGACUAAAUAGAAACGCUGCAAGAAUGCUUCACAAAUAUCAUGCUCAUGCUUCUACCGAUGUAACUGGAUUUGGACUUCUUGGUCAUGCAGAUAAUCUUUCGCGUGCCCAGAAAGCCAACGUUCGUUUCGUAAUUGACACGCUGCCAGUGAUCGAAUACAUGGACGAGAUCGCAUUGAAAAUGCCGAAUCGAAAUGGUUUCAAUUUAUUUGGAGGAACAUCUGCUGAGACAAGCGGUGGUCUGCUUGUAGCUGUCAGCCCUUUCAUCCGUGACAUGGAGUCUGUCGAUGGUUUCCCCGCAUGGGUAGUUGGUCAUGUUGAAGCACUUAAUGGAGAAGACAAUCAUGCAUCAUCCACGAGAAAUACAAGUGUCCCAACAAGCGAUGAGGAAAAGGCGGCGAAGGAGAAGGAGAGAGCCACAAAACUGAAGGUUUUUUGUACAGUUCGCGAUCGCAUUUUUGAGAAGAGAGCUAAAGGCGAGCUGGAUGAUGAAAUCUUGAGUUUAACGCAGAGGUUGUUAGAGAAGAAUCCUGACAUUUACACGUUUUGGAAUAUUAGAAGAGAAACGAUCGAGAAGAAAAUCAAAGAGUGGGAAGAAUGUGUGUCAACGACAGAAGACGAGUCGUGUAAAGAGAAUUGCAAAAAGAAAAUCGAGAAUCUUUUGUCAGGAGAGUUGUUCCUUACGCAGGCAUGCUUAGAGGAAAAUCAUAAAUCGUACGCGGCCUGUUUUCCACCCGUGGUUGGACUUUGCGUCGCCAAGAGCAUCCGGACAUCAAACGCGAAAAUUUUCCCACACAUGGGAUCAUCGUCGCGUUGUUGCGAAGUUAGAUUCUCAAACCGCCUUAUCGCUCAGAAUUUCUCUAACUACUCUGCAUGGCACUACCGAGCUGUACUCCUUCCGAAGAUUCAGAACGCUAAGACUGGCGAGUUUCGGCUCGAUGAUACCGUCAUUGCCAGUGAACUGAAGAAAGUGACUUCUGCUUUCUUCACGGACCCUGAUGACCAAAUAAGGCCAGACUCAGCAACUCCAGCUGUUCCGCUCUCAGUAUCCUUCCAUGAUAACAACACCACUUUUGUGAUGUCAAAGGCUUGCACCUUCAAUGAACUGCUACCAUUUGUUUCGGCAUUAUCUGCUCAGCCUGCAUCGGCUAGAAUCUGGUUGUGUAUGUCCGAUGUGCCGUGUACUGUACGUCUCACCGUUGACGACGAGAAUGUUGUAGAUAUCUCGAAGAAACCAUAUGUGAAUAAGGAGCUUCUCCGAAAGGCAUUUGACUUGACGACGCGGAAACCGAACGUGGCCAUAACAACUAUAACAGACAACUGCAAACAACUAAUGGAGAUGGAGCCUAAAAACCCGUGGGCGCGCUAUAUGUACACAUUAUGUUUGAUGGAAACUCGCCCUGCGGAGUGUCAUUCGGAAAUUCUCGAAAACCUAGGAAAAUUGGCCACCGAACUUGAUGUGAAAAGGAAAGAGAUCUACAAAAAAUUGGCUUCUCGUCAAAUUUUGAAUCGAGUUUUACGGGAGCACGUUGAUGGUAACCCACUUCUCGAGCAUCUGAUGGAUGGCAAGCAUAGUGAGCUGGCGAUCCGAAAUGCUCAACUGUCAAGCUUGGAUGGAGUGGAACUUCUAGCAGGGUUGAUAACCCAACUGGACGUUAGUGGCAAUCAGCUGACAACUCUUGAUGAAGUGUUGCUGCCUAACCUCGAAUCUCUCACAGCCAAUGAAAAUCCUAUCACGAGAGUAUCCACGACAUCAACUUUUUGCAACCUGAAGUUCUUAUCGUUAGGUGCUUGUCAACUGGAUCAGGUGGAGUGCGUACUGCCUGCACUUAAGGGUAUGUGCUCAUUGGAGAGGUUUCUCUACUGUGAAACUCCUCUGGUUGAAAAGUCGAAGGAAUUGCAGGAAGGGCUGCCAUCAAUUAGGUUGAUACCUUACUAUCUGUGA